Ornithodoros turicata is the source of this 762-nucleotide messenger RNA. RefSeq lists its product as uncharacterized. Bases 335 to 703 code for a protein of 122 amino acids. The transcript is spliced from 5 exons. The record is from RefSeq and is a predicted model, not a curated record. Lineage: Eukaryota; Metazoa; Arthropoda; Arachnida; Ixodida; Argasidae.
CACGCGGUGUUGACAUCCGGAGAGCCGUUUAUCGGACGAUCUUCGCUCCGUGCAUUUGCACGAAAAGCUGGCCCGGAUAUCGACCGACCUGAAGACACGGCAAACGUCACUUCUGCUGUGUCGUUCAAAUGGGCGUCGCUGAUGUAAGUAAUCUACGACGCUCGCUGGACAUGAAACAUCUGUGUCUUUGCAAACAAGCGUCGGGUACCACACUUCCUUUACGGGAGCAGCCGCGUGGACCGUGAAGGAUCAUCCUCGUAGCGUCGGCGAUUGAACCUCGUGGUGGAGCGUCGACUGUUCAUAUUCUCCGUAUUUUCUUUUUUAAGACGAAACGAUGAUGAUGAUGAUGAUGUUGCUGCUUGUUGCUCUUCUCUGUUGUGCGACGUUUCAAAGCGUCUCCUUCGUAAUGGCUGAAGAGGAGAAUGACGUCGACAACCCACACCUUAAAAAACACGACCGUCGCUCCAGAUACCUCGAAAGUGCGAUGCACGGUAUGUACGACCUGCACUCUGGGAUACUCGACGGCGUGUACGACAAAGAAUUUCACAAACUUCUGGAGAAUGAACUCCUGGCCGAUGAGUUUCAUAUGGGAGGAAUGGAGGGAUACACUGAAGACACAGACAGCGCAUCGAAAGAAGAGGUUUGGAGACACCGCAUGGAGGACAACGACAGAGAGGGUCGACCAUCCUUCCCGCAUGAAUAAACAUGACAAUCACGUGAACAGUUUUAUAAUAAAGAGGUCCACUCAUGUGGUAAAUCAGC